This is a messenger RNA of Mollisia scopiformis, 605 nucleotides long. RefSeq lists its product as uncharacterized. The coding region runs from base 81 to 371 and encodes 96 amino acids. The transcript is spliced from 2 exons. NCBI's taxonomy places the organism in Eukaryota, Fungi, Ascomycota, Leotiomycetes, Helotiales, Mollisiaceae. The record is from RefSeq and is a predicted model, not a curated record.
UUGGAGCUCAACACGCUCAAAACAGAUACACCAGAGCUCAAUCAACGCCUUUCCACACACUCCAGACACACUCAAGUAAAAUGGAUUCUCCAAGCUCGUCUCUCGACCAGAAUCUAGAUCUGUCGAAGCUUUCGCCAAAGGACAAGCAGGAGUUGCAGCAAUUCGUUGUGAAUGAGAGCCAGAAGGCGAGAAUACAGCAAACUGUCCAUUCUCUGACGGACGUUUGCUGGCGAAAAUGCGUUACGGGCACGAUUCGAAGUGGAAAGUUGGAGAAGAACGAGGAGGCAUGUGCACAGAACUGCGUGGACCGUUUUCUUGAUGCAAACCUACUUGUGAUUAAGCACUUGGAUUCGAUGAGAAACUCGCAGUAGGGGAAUAGGAUACGGAGGGAAAAUACCAGGAAGCUUCGGCAAGGAUUGGACAUGGAGACAUGGACGGAAGCAUUGUAUGACUAGGGCAUCACAGGAUUGAAGGAACAUUGUGUGUCGAUAUGGGCGGUCAAAGAUGGACUUCACUCUUACGACGAGCAUAGACACCUCGACAGACACGAGGUAUAAUGAAAGUCUGUUCAAUAGCACAAAGACAAUUGAGGUGGGAUUCAAAGC